This is a messenger RNA of Pipra filicauda (Wire-tailed manakin), 1526 nucleotides long. It is a transcript of the gene ASB5, whose product is annotated as ankyrin repeat and SOCS box containing 5. Gene Ontology annotation, molecular function: protein binding. Gene Ontology annotation, biological process: protein ubiquitination; positive regulation of protein catabolic process; intracellular signal transduction. Lineage: Eukaryota; Metazoa; Chordata; Aves; Passeriformes; Pipridae. Bases 177 to 1052 code for a protein of 291 amino acids. The record is from RefSeq and is a predicted model, not a curated record. The transcript is spliced from 10 exons.
CGGACUUUCUCUGGUACCGCUCACACUGGGGAGUCCGCACAGAGAAAGAGUAUGGAGAAUAAAAAGAUAAGCAAGAAGAAAUUUUCACUUCCCUUCAUAGUAUUAUUGUGAGUCCUUCAGCAAGAAAAUCUCAGGGAAGAAGAGUGAGGGGCAGGAACCUCUAGCUGAGGAAUGGAAUGGGCAGCUGGAGAUUGAAAGAAAUGAGUAGGAUUUAUAAUUGCAGUUGGCUGGAAGUGCCAUGGGGAGAUGGAGAUUUAGGUUCUUGGGCAGAUCGCUCACCUCUGCAUGAGGCAGCCAGCCAAGGACGUCUUCUUUCUCUAAAGACUUUAUUGUCACAGGGGUACAAUGUAGACACACUAACAAUUGACCAAGUAACUCCACUUCAUGAAGCCUGCCUGGGAGAUCAUGUAGGAUGCGCAAGAAUCCUCCUUGAAGCAGGAGCAAAUGUAAAUGCCACAACAAUUGAUGGAGUGACACCUUUAUUUAAUGCCUGUUCGAGAGGCAGUGCAGCAUGUGCUGAGCUCCUGUUACAGUAUGGUGCCAAAGCUCAGUGGGAGUCCUGUCUGCCUUCACCAACUCAUGAAGCAGCCAGCAGAGGUCACAGUGAAUGUCUGGAGGUACUGAUAUCCUGGGGUAUAGAUGUUGACCAAGACCUUCCUCAUUUAGGAACACCUCUGUAUGUAGCUUGCGUUUCACAGCAGAUCCACUGCAUUCGAAAGCUUCUUUAUGCAGGUGCCAAUGUGCAGAAAGGAAAGCAUUUGCAAACUCCACUCCAUGCUGCUGCCCAGCAUUCUAGUACAGAGAUCGUAAACUUACUCCUUGAAUUUGGGGCAGACAUAAAUGCCAAAAAUUCAGAUUUUGAGAGGCCUGUUGAUUUAGCUGCUCCUAGCAGUUUAGUGGAGAGACUGCUGCUCUUCCAUGAAGCCACACCAUCCUCUCUGUGUCAGCUCUGCCGACUACGUAUCCGAAAUUACAUAGGAAGAGCUAGACUGCAUCUUGUUCCACAGCUCCAGUUGCCAACAAUACUGAAGAAUUUCUUACAAUACAGAUAACAUAGUAAUUAAGUGUUAGAAACUUAAAUAGCAAGUACUUUUUCUUCUCUCUGUUUAUUGUACAUUUUAUCUAAAGAACUGCUGGGCGGAAAAAGAGCCUUUUGCAUAUUGCUUAAAAAAAUUGUAUCUUUGACAUCUGGUGUUGGUAAUGUAAUAGUAACUGGGAGCCAUUCAGCAACUAGUACCAUGGUGCUAAUAAAGCUGAAUUGAAUAAGUGUGCUGAUACUCUGGGACGUGAUUAUAUAGCUUUACCUUAAUACUCAAUAGCUUUAGUGCUGUUAAUUUUGUGUUUAUAUUUUUAAAAUCUCUUUGACACACCUGAACCACAAAGAGUUUCUUCAUUAUUAUCUGUUAAGUUUGUCCAUUUGGAGUCAGUAUUGUAUGUGUUUUUAAAUUUCUAUUGUUCAUGUAUCUAAAAAUACUUGGUGAUAGGUGCGCUAUAUACAUUGAUAAAAAUAAAAUGAUUGGAUGUCA